AUGAUUGAGUGUGUUAGUGAACUCUAUUAUGGAAUGCACAAUCUCGGUCUGUUCCCAAACCAAGCCGAACUUGGCAGACAAAUGCAAAUCAGAGUCAAUCAAUUCGUCAUCAACAAAGAGUGGAAUGCAGCUUGGAUCCUCAACUUCAAGGUCGAAGGUUCAAUGGGCUCAGUUCAUGAUGCAGAGCAACACCAUUACCCUGUUAAAGAUGAACCCCCUAUGUCAAGUAGAGGCAAUACUCCCACCUUCGCCUCAAACGACUUUGGCCAUCGAUUGCUUGGCUGUGAUGCCACACCGGGACCCACACCUGAACUCAACACUGUUGCCAACUGUCAGAGGUCGCAUGCCUGA
Messenger RNA from Ustilago hordei, 351 nucleotides. RefSeq lists its product as uncharacterized. NCBI's taxonomy places the organism in Eukaryota, Fungi, Basidiomycota, Ustilaginomycetes, Ustilaginales, Ustilaginaceae. The record is from RefSeq and is a predicted model, not a curated record. The coding region runs from base 1 to 351 and encodes 116 amino acids. The transcript has a single exon.